This is a messenger RNA of Durusdinium trenchii, 1567 nucleotides long. Lineage: Eukaryota; Dinophyceae; Suessiales; Symbiodiniaceae. The record is from the annotation of a GenBank genome assembly.
AAAAAAACGAGUAGCCAUGUUUCAACACAACCAUCGAACCUGAAUCGAACCUGUUCCGUAACCUUGCACGGACGCUUCCAACAGCGCUGAAGUCCGACAGGCAUGCUGCUGGCAUGAAGUGUUGGAUGUGCAUUCUUGCGAGCAACAUUCUCUGUGGAUUGUCACAUGAUUUCCUGGAACCGUCGCCUGGAUGCCUGCGCUUUUUGAAUCAAUUGGCUUCAGAUCAUGAGACAGAGAGGCGAAAUUUGCAAAAUUUUGUGCGGCACAGCUUGGCAGAGUCCAUGGAUUGUGCAUCGGCGGCCAUUGCCAAGGCAACGGUUGAGGAUGCCCUACUGUUAUCACGGUUGGCCGAAGAGGUAGCGCAACACCCCAGGUGCAUGCAAGAGCUGGACACGAAGUCAGAGGCCGAGACGCGUUGUGCACAGAAGUGGUACAAGAUCGGAAUUCAUGUUCUUGUUGUGCAUGGUUUACAAGAAGCCGCAGAACAGAUGUGGCACCGUGCCAAAGCCAUUCGCACGGUGACGGGCGCCACCAUUGGAUGGACGAGCCUCUUAGAGACGCCGACUGUCUGGGUCUCCAGUUUGGAAAGCAUGCCUUUUUGGGAUUGUUCCACCUGGCCAUUCCUUGCCAGCCUAGAGGCAGCAAGCUCUGUCAUUCUGGAUGAAGUCCAGAAAGCAGCACAGUUCACGGCGGCUUAUCCAUAUCUCAAGACCGGAGGUGUUUGGCAGGACAUUUUUCUGUACCGAGGCCACGACUGGAACUCCACGCUUUGUGACGCAAUGCCCAGAACUUGUCGUUUGCUGUUGCCUGAGCUGCCUACGAAGCCCGGGGUCCCCUAUGCCACGGUUUACAAUGAAGAGGUCGUGAUCUUCCGCUCGGAGCCUGGGGCCACUGUUGGUGCUCAUUGCGGCUCGUCCAAUGCCAUCAUCAACCUGCACCUGACACUCAAAGGAGGACGUGGAACAUCGAUUGCUGUGGGUGAUGAGCGAAUCUUCUUGGAGGAUGGCAAGGCGGUUUGCUUCCAAGACAGCUUUUUUCAUGCUGUGCAGCAUGAAGUGUUUGGAGAGGACGAGCGAAUUUCCAUGGUUCUGCGGGUCAUGCAUCCGCAGAUGAGUCUGGAUGUCCUGGAGAAGAUUCAGAGCACAGACAUGGUUCCAGAUUUGCGGGCCUUCAGCAGCUCGGAGAGCCUCUUGCAGGAGGUUUAUCGACUGCGCCAGGAAUACAGAAAACUUGCAUUGAUUUCUGGUGAUGGCACAACCAAGUGCGCAAGUCCUCUUUGAGAUGAGUUACCAAGUCCUCUCGGAUUUGUCGCGGUGCACUAUCGUUUGUAAGACGAAGGACGUUGGAGGUCCAGCCUCAAGACCUGUUUGAACCGAGGCACCUCCAAGACUUUUAAUCUUUUACAAUACUCUGGCAGCCAAAAUCUGGUUGCAAGAAUAUGGUAUCUUUGUCAAAUCUUGAGGCUCCAAAAGGGAGCGGUAGGUAGUAGGGCGAAGUGGAACUCUUUGAAAAGACUUGUGGCAUAGGUUUGCAGCUUUGAUCGUCAUUUCUCAAGCAAAUAGUGAAC